This is a messenger RNA of Mobula hypostoma (lesser devil ray), 5933 nucleotides long. RefSeq names its product high mobility group protein HMG-I/HMG-Y-like. Gene Ontology annotation, biological process: regulation of DNA-templated transcription. The record is from RefSeq and is a predicted model, not a curated record. The transcript is spliced from 6 exons. NCBI's taxonomy places the organism in Eukaryota, Metazoa, Chordata, Chondrichthyes, Myliobatiformes, Myliobatidae. Bases 199 to 549 code for a protein of 116 amino acids. Gene Ontology annotation, cellular component: chromatin; nucleus. Gene Ontology annotation, molecular function: transcription coregulator activity; DNA binding.
CCAGGCUGUGGAAAGUGCUUUGAUAUUGUUUAGGUUUUAUUUAAAUUACUUUUUAUAUACUGUAUAAAAAUAUCAUCACUGUGCAGAGUAUUGCCCGCCUUUGGAUCUGAGCCAAGAGUGUUUUUUUUCAUUUUCAUUCUCCGUUUCCUUCCACCCGCCGUAUUAGAGCAGCGUGAUCAUCAUUCAGGAAAAAUAACGAUGAGUGACACAGGUGCAAAAUCCAGCCAACCUUUAGCAGUAAAGCAGGAGAAGGACGUAACACCAAAGAGAGGACGCGGCAGACCCAGGAAGCAAACCCAAGAACCAACGGGGGCUCCUACUCCAAAGCGUUCACGAGGAAGACCACGAGGAAGUAAAAAUAAGGUUUCUCCUUCUAAAUCUGGCAGUAAAUCUGGUGGUGCUGAAGAAGGAACAAAGCCCAGAGGUAGACCUAAAAAACUGAAAGCUGAAACUACAGGAACAAAAAAGCCCAGAGGUAGACCAAGAAAAAGGGAAAAGGUAGAGCAAGAAGAAGAGCAUGCUUCUCAAGAAUCUUCAGAAGAACAAUAAAUCUGUAAGAUUUUCACUACCUCAUCCAACAGUUGGCUCCUGUCAAUACCUGGACCACAAACCCUAUCACACUGAUUUCAUUAUAGUCUUAACAGGGAACUACCAACAGCACUGGAACACUACACUACAUUUUUAAAUACAGAUCAAGGUAUUUCAAAGAAAAUGACAUUUAACGAAGGGCAGUGUAAACAAUUGAAUUCAUUAUGUCAUGUUUUGUCAUUCUGGUUAAGUUUCUAAGUAUUGGCCUUCAAAUUAAACCAGUUAAGAGGACAAUGCUAAUGAACAUUUUAGUGCCAAGAAAUAAAAUAAAACAAGCAAGGGUCUGUUCUGUUGUUGAUUAUUCGUGUAGAAAAUGUAUAUCACAUGUUGGAGGUGUUAACCCUUGGCAAACAUGAAGAUAGGUACAAUGGCUGUCAUAAUAGACAGCAGAGAGCAGCUCUUCAUGCCUGCAUUUGUAGUAGAAUCCCAGCCCAGAUGGAUUAUAGAACAGCCGUUUCCUAUAAGUCAAAAUGGCUAACACAUUCAUAGCUACAUAACCAUCCAUUUUAUACAUUUCUUUUGUGAGUCAUUUUAUUUUUGUUUUUGGCAUGGUUUAGGAUUGUGUAGAUGAACCUAUGUUAGUCUUUGAAACAGAUUAUGAAUUAUACUUUGUAGGCAUCCUUCCAGGUGGAAGAGAAUUCUUUAGGCUUUAUAUAAUAGUUAACUUUGCCUGGAGCUAAUCAUGUUUAUAUUCUAUUAUUAAUAACUUUUGCAUUAUGUAUACCAUGCUUCAUGUGACAUGCAAAUGCAUUUUAAAUAAUUUGUGAAGUUAAGAGUGACAUUUCAUUUACAUGAAUCUUAGCCCUGUUAUUCUUUCCGUAUUCCAAAUGCAUACACUGCUUUCCAUAAAAGUAAGCAGUGAGACCUUUUUUAUUCAAGGAAAGACAUUUGACUGUUUAAUCUCUGAAUUGGAGACUACAAUUUGGUUUGUUGGUAAACACAAACACGGGAGUGAAAUUAGCUAUUGACAGUGAAGGAGCAUUUUAUAACUAGGCAGAGAUUAUUUGUCCCCUGUUGUAUUGAACUUGAAUCCAGAAGCAGUUAUAGGUCAAAUGAGGUAAAAUGUUUCAUUUCAAUACGACAGUAGAAGUAUAAAGGCUCAGGAAAUCCAUAAGAUUUGGAAAUCUGUCCAUUUAAUAAGAAUUCUACUUCUGAACUAUUAUUUUAAAAUGCUACAUGGGCAAUGUUACUUUGUACAUUAAAAUUAUAGUAAUUACAUAUGCAAAAUAAUUUUUUGUCCCCUUGGAGCAUUUACACCAGCAAUUGUGCUUGUCAUCUUGUAAUUUAGCUGAGUUCACUAUGCCACUGAUCAAUAAUGUGUUUAAAUACACAAAAUUAAACUGGGAACCAUUGACCUGGUUAAAUGAAAGACUGCAAUUGCUGAAUUUAUUUGAGUCCAUUCAGUUGAUUUUGCUAAUAUAGAGAUUUAUAUUCUGGCAAUACAGAUUAAUUAUUUUUUAUUGCUAUUUGAGUAAGAGAGUAUCCUUUAGCUGGACUAUACCGACUGUAAUUAACAAAUUGCACAUAUAUAUGUACCAAUGAAUCCUUUAAAAUUCAGUGGAUACUCAAGAGGAGAGACUUUUAAGAUGCUGACAGUUAAGCCAUGUUGAAACAGGUAUCGGAUUAAGACUUGAGGGAUAAAAGUGUACUGAAAGAUAGAAAUUACACAUUUUUACUUUUGCAUGUUAAGUUCCUAGUUUAUGACAUGCUGAACUUUGAAAGUAACUAUAUAGAGACUGUUGAUAAAAUAACAUUAAUGACAUUUAGAAUAUAAUAAUUGAGGUAUUACUUGCAAAUAUAAUGCUUCAUAUGAUACCUUAUUUAGAUUGUAAUACCUCUUACCGACUGCAAACAUUUAAUCAAUAUUGCUUUACUAUAACAAACACCAAGUGCUAGAGUUAAGCUAUAAUUAUGAGUUGCAGAGGCAUUAUUUGCUUGUUUAACCAACUUAUUCAGAUAAUGCAUAAGCAUUGCUUAAAGUUAAAUUUAGAAAGGACCAAGUUAACUAGUGUUUGUUAGUCUGUUUUCUGGAUUUCAUGUUCUUGGUAAUGCUUUAAUCAUCCACAUUUUUUUAGGGAAGAGGACAUUAUAAAUUCAUGAGGAAUAAUUUUCAUUUACUAUGCUUUGAAUAUCAUUGAUUAUAAUUCUGAUGCAGAAUUGUGAGAUCUAUCAAUUCUCGAAGCAAAGCUUUGUGCCACUUGAAAAUCUGAAGCAUAACAAUUUUGACUAAAGCUCUAGUGCAAAACUGAGAGUUUGCUACACUGUCAGGGGAUACUGUCUUUUCAGUGAGCCAGUAAACUGAAGCCCAGUCACCACACUUGGCUGGAUGUUAAGAUAAUUCCAUGGCCCUAUUUUGAAGAGAAUAGGAGAGCUUUCUUCCUUCAGUUGCCCAAAACUUUCCCCCAUCAACAUCAGUGAAGCAGAUGAGGUGUGAUUGUGGGAUCUGACUGUGUACAAAUUGACAGCUGAGUUUCCUGUAUUAUGAUAAUUGAUCACCUGUAAAGUUCAUUUACAAUGUGACAUAUUGAAAAGCAUUAUUAAAUGUGUAACUUCUAAUUUGGAAUAGCACCCAUAUGAUGACUGAAUCAUUAUACAGAUAAAUUCACUGGUUUUGCAGUUUCAUUAACAGACUAUUUAAUAUCCUGCCAUUUUAAUUUGCAUCUAAUAUUAGAUGUUAUUGAAACUUAGAUUUAACCUGCUAGCUAAUAUGGACAAGAUAAACGUUGUAUAAUAAAAGUGCUCUUUCACGGCCUCCUGUGGCUUCAGGUAUCAGAAUUUUGAGUCUAUGAAAUCCUCUUUCACAAAGUGCUCAGGCUGCUUAACUAAACAAAAUGAAUUUUAUGUUGUUUGACCAUGAACAAGUACAGAAAUCUUUUAUGCAUUGAACAAAAUGGCUGCCAAAUUAUAGUAUGCCUCUUUAAAUUGCUGUGUUUAUCCUAGAUAUUUAAUUGAAAACUGGCUUGAAGCAAAUUUUUGGAGAAAGGACAAUUAAAAGACUGUUUAAAGUUAUGGAAUACCCAGUUUAUGGAUAAGCAAAUGAAAUAUUUCUUCUUAAAUGUCAAUAGAUAUAAUGAGGCAAAACUCAAUAACGGUAAUUUGUUAAUCCAUGUUCUUAAAUAUUUCUGUUUGAAUACUGGUAAAGUACAACUUUCUUUACUACUUAUGAAUGAAUCUGCUUGUAAAGAUUUUUCAGCAGGAGUCAGUUCAUUACUCAGAUUUCACAUUAUUUUGCAGUAUUAGUACUGUGCUGAACAGAUGCAACUUUGGUUUCCGUAUUCAUAACUACCUCUUUUUAGUUUCAUAUUUUCUCGGUUGCUGCUGUACACAAAAUACAAUUCAUCUGUGCAUCUCCUUAACCACUGAUUAACUAUGGUGAAGGUUUCAGGUAUAACUCACAUUGAGAGAAAAAAAAUGUAAAGAUUUGAGUUUGCUGCUUAUUACAUUACAAAAAAAAAACAGUAAGUUGGUAAAAAGGAAAGAAAGGGGAUUUGCAUUGUAAAUGUUACAGUUAUUUAAGAAAAUGUUCAAGAUAUGAAUUUGCAAUCUACUUGAAAGACUCUGAAGCCACAGAAGAUUGUCACAAGACAUGUUGAGAGCUAUAAUGCUUGAAUGUUAUAACUGUAAAUUCAAAUUAAUAGAUUAUAAAAUGGCAUCUGUUACGAAAACAUUUAAUGGUGUACCUGUAUUGUAUCAUUCCCAAAAUAGUUAAUUUUUAUGUAAAACUGAUUGCUAGACAACUAUUCUCAUGUUAAACCCAUCCCCUUCAGUAGGCAGAUCUUGGAACCACUAAAGAUGGUAAUUUGAGCACUGUUUCACAAUAUUUAGAAUAUAUUUUAAACAUUUUUUUCUAAAUUUAAUUCUUCACUAAUAAAUUUGGAAAAAUGUUUAGAAUAUUUAUUUUAAAUUACAAAUCAUGAAUGUAAGUAGUUGUGUCUGGACUUCUUUCAUAGUGUGUAAUCUACACUUUAUAGCUGCCAACUGCUCUUUAGUAUAUCUUGAUUGAUAUGCUGCCUCUUUAAACCAGAUCUCAUUAUUCUGUUCAUAGAGGCCAUUCUUUGAUCAGACACAAUAUCGUUAUUUCAAUGCCGCAUAGUACAAGGAGAGGCACAAACCUGGAUUCCAGCCACCAUUUGGGGGUUCAGUGAUGUUAAGGAAAGGAAUACCAGACUGGAAACAGAAAAAAUACUACGUAUUGUGUAGAUUUCUUUCUGUGGACAUGAGUUCUUGUAAUCUACCCUAUGUCCAUGCCAUUUUACCAUAUCCUUAAUAGAAAGAGUACAUCAUCUUGGUAAUUGUCAAUGAACACAAACCCAAUUCCCACAUUGAUGGGAAAAUACUUGCAUUGUUUUGUAUCCAUGUGCAUUGCUGUGAUACAAUGCAUACAACCCAUAUAAGGUAAAUAGAACACUGAUGCAUUAAGACUGUAGCAGUGGAGGAAAAUGUUUUUGUGCAAUCUUUGGAAGUAAAUUGCAAAUGUGUUUAUACAGACUUUUAUAAUUUUGUUGCACCAAACAUUAAGAGACUAAUUCCCCUUCCUUCCAACACUGCCAAACCAAUGAGUUCAGUACCAAGAUAUACAAUCUCUGUUCUGGUGGGUACCUGGAUUAUACUGUGGCGUCAGUGAUCCUACAUGUGUUUUAUACUGCAAGGAACUGGACUGACAGAUAUCAGAUAUGUUUUACAAUUUUACCAACUCACUGUUUAAAAGUUGAAAUUCAUGGUGUUAGCUGUUUUACAAAUUGGUGGAUAUUUGAAUACAAGUGAAGAGCUGAUUACUGUAUUGAAAUAAAGCAAAGAUGUUAACGAGACUUCAGAAAAGAAAAACACUUGUUAUGCAAAGGAGAUAAAGCACAGAUUUGGAUUGUACCUCAGUUAAAUAAAAAUCCUGGUUAUGUUCAAGGCAAAUCACAGAAUGCCUACCUCAGGACAAAUGUUGGUGAACCUGCUGACUUAAUACAUGCAUAGUAUAGAAAGUUUUACUGAAAUCUCAUAUUUGCUAAACGAUGUAAAGAGACAAUGUUGUGGAAACAUUUUAUAUUCAUGAUAGAAACUUGAAGCAGUGAUUGUGAAAAAUCUAAAUAAAUGUGUGUGAUUAAGGGCACAACAGUUAUACAAUGUUAUAGUUUAAUAUUUUCCCAUCAGAAGUGUUUUGCAUUCCAGUCAUUUUUUAAAAAUCUAAUCUCUUGGCACUGUGGGAGUUUGGUACAGUACUUUAACAUGUUUACUGAUCAAUAAAAUGUGGCAGAUGAUUUGUACAUGAAUGCCUUAGUUGUGUUUAAUUGCUUACAUUGAUAUUUUAUUUUUUGAAUGAUGUUUGGUGCAACAAUAAAAACAAUGAUUAUUCA